AUGUUUUUGAGAGACGACUGCUCAUUGGAGUUGCCCAAGACCUUCCAGAUCGACCGCAUUCCACCUGGCAACGAGAAUCUCUGCGUACACCACAUUUCAACUCUCCAAGACCCCAGUGCGAUGUUGCGUCGGCGUGAAGCAAGGGCCCCCAUUGUCAACGCUUCUAAUCAACGCAGUCAAGCUCACAUCGUCUUCCGCUGCUGCCGCCUCGCCGUCGGCCGCCUCGCCGUCGGCCGCCUCACCGUCGGCCGCCUCGCCGUCGGCCGCUUUGCCGUCGGCCGCCUCGCCGUCGGCCGCUUUGCCGUCGGCCGCCUCGCCGUCGGCAUCUCGCCGUCAGCUUUCUGCGUUUCCACGUCACGGUUUGUCGUAACUCCGGCUUUCUGUUUGAAAGCUGCACGAGUGCGCGGCCUCAGCUCUAACGAGGCUGCGACGUACGUGAGGCGCCUUAGCACAGUGUUGUGCACGGCUUUCUGUUUGAAAGCUGCACGAGUGCGCGGCCUCAGCUCUAACGAGGCUGCGACGUACGUGAGGCGCCUUAGCACAGUAUUGUGCACGGGUCUCCAGUGGAGUAUUGUGGAGCCCGCGCCAAUAGCCAAGCUGUGUUUGUCAGCGGCACAAGAGGACGCUUCAUUAUGGCAGGCUUGCCAACUGUUUGCUUUUGCCAUGUAUUUGGGUUUUGCGUCUCACAUGGCGAUUGGCCAUGUGAACGAUACCCGCUUAUUUAUCGGAUAGGUUCAUGACUUGAUUGAGGAGGCGGGGACUUCCUGCAGAGCAUUUGCACAAUGGGUCAUAUCGCGGGUAGGGAGGACUUUCGUUUGUGUGUGUGUGAGCAGCACCUCGGCAAGUGGCAAGUUUGCUUGGCUUAUGCAGACUUUGUCAUUAGUGCAACUCAUGCAUCAGGAUGCUGCUGUCUUUGCUGCUCUAAUUGCCAAGCCUCGUCAAUCUUGUAACACAAGGACGAAUUU
This is a messenger RNA of Volvox carteri f. nagariensis, 965 nucleotides long. RefSeq lists its product as uncharacterized. Bases 1 to 732 code for a protein of 243 amino acids. The transcript has 6 exons. The record is from RefSeq and is a predicted model, not a curated record. NCBI's taxonomy places the organism in Eukaryota, Viridiplantae, Chlorophyta, Chlorophyceae, Chlamydomonadales, Volvocaceae.